AUGGAGCGGAUAUGGAGGUUGUUGUUCGUCUCGCUAACUGCUUUGCAGUUUACCAUAUCCCUUGCCUCUCCAGUGUACCAGGUGCAGCCGACACCUCCCCAGACCACCCUGGGGAAGAGUGCCACGAUCUCAGGUCCUCGGCCGAGUCCUGACGCUCCCAACGCACCUCUCAGAGAAGCCCACAGCACCAGCACGCCACUGCCACGGCCAAAACGGGACUGGAACGACCCUCCCUCACGAGAAGCCUUAACAUCUCCCGCCAAGGUCAUCACAAGUCUUGGUCCGUCCGGCACAGUUCAGAUCCUCGCCAGCAAGAAGACACCCGCCAGUGGCUUCAUUCACUCCAUCCUCGACACCAACGGUCACGUCACAUCCGUGCCACUUUUGACGAACCCGAUCCCAAAGCCGACAUCUCUGCUCGCAGCUGUCUCAGUGGUUGUGAGUUUAAAGGUCGUGCCGUCGAUCUCCGUUAAAAUGACGGCCCGAGACAUUUUCGCCGAUCCCAUUUCCACGGAUGCGCCACCGCAAAACAUCGGCAGGGAGCAGGACCAUCCCGUGGGCAGACUAGGGAUCCAAGGAAAAGGCCCGUUCGAGACCAACAAAUUCUACGGCAAUUUCCACCGUGGAAAUCAGACUUCGCCAUCGUACCUGCACCCGUACUCGGUUGCGUGGGCGCGAGGGCAGGGAGCUUCUGGCAGCUGGGGUCUUGCCGUCUCGCAUGUCGAAGCUCACCAGAGAGUUUAUGGCCCGGCUAGCCCCGGGACUGGCGCUGUGCAAUACUUCAUCAACCCCAUCGGGAUCCAUUCCGUGUGUCUUUCCGCUAAGGAGUUGGGAAGCGACACCACCCUCACCACGGAGGCGUUGACGGACUUCUCUGUCCAAGUCAAUUUGCACCCGACCGCCGAGGCGUCUCCCGCCGUGCAGUUUCCCCUGGCUCAAGGUUCAGCCUUCAUCACGGCCAUUUACAAUGGCGCAACCCCCGUGUUCCAGACGACCGUCUUCUUCAGGGCCGUCACACGCGUGACCACGGAUCCCAAGUCCGGCGUCACCAAGUACAAGAUUCAACUUGAAGACGGGGCUAACUGGCUGGUGUACGCCCACCACACCAAAGGCGACCCUCUGGAUCUCGAAGUUGUCAACAACGGACUGACUCAGGCCAAGGGGGCGUUCUACGGUACCAUCCAGGUGGCCAAGGACCCCGGUGAUGGCGAAAAGGUGUACGACCAGGCCUGCGGUGCCUACCCCGUCGGUGUCCAGCUCUCCGGCUCCGUGGAUGGGGCGAAGGGGACCUACCGUUUCUCCUUUAAGAAGGCCGGCAUGAGCGACACCACGCUCGCCAUGUUUGCGCUGCCUCACCACCAGAGCUCGUUUGACGAUGCCACCCGAGGAAAGCUGACCGGCUUGAAGCUGCAGACCACGACCAAGGGAAUAGCAACCUUGGUCGUGGCUGAUUCUUGGACCAUGGACGAGCCUAAUCUGCCGACAGGCAUUGGCUUCCUGCCGUGGUCACCGGAAGCCGGGAUAGUCAGGACAAUCUCCAACGCCACCAAGCAGGUCAUCCACAACAUCGCGCAGCAGGAAGUCUCACAGAAUAUCAUUCAGCAGUUGGAUGAGAACUCGAUGUAUUUUAGUGGAAAGGCGCUCGCCAAGUUUGCUAGUCUCAUACUGUCCAUCCAGGAGUUGCUGAACGACCCAGGGCUCGCCCAGGCCGGGUUAACGCAGCUAAAGGAGGCAUUUUCCCGUUUUACGCAGAAUGCCCAGAAGUACCCCCUUGUGUACGAGAGUGGUUGGGGAGGCGUGGUCUCGUCCGCCAUGUACGUGACGGGUGACCCCUAUGUCGACUUUGGCAACACAAUCUACAACGAUCACCACUUCCACUGGGGCUACUUCAUCUACACGGCGGCCGUCAUCGGCCACCUCGACCCGUCGUGGGUCAACUCCAACAAAGCCUACGUCGACAUGCUCGUCCGUGACGUCUCCAACCCCAGCACGCGGGACCAGUACUUCCCCCUCUGGCGGAACUUCGACUGGUUCCACGGCCACAGCUGGGCCCACGGGCUCUCCGACACGCUCGACGGUAACGACCAAGAAUCCAGCUCGGAGGACACCAUGCACGCCUACGCCCUGAAGAUGUGGGGUUCCAUCACGGGCGACAAGAACCUGGAAGCCCGCGGCAACCUGAUGCUCUCGGUCCAAGCCCGCUCCAUGCAGGCCUACUACCUCUACAGCACCACCAACACGGUCCAGCCCGCCGAGUUCGUCGGCAACAAGGUGGCCGGCAUCCUGUUCGAGAACAAGAUCGACCACACGACCUACUUCGGCAACCGCACCGAGGACAUCCAGGGCAUCCACAUGCUGCCGCUGCUGCCCCACACCCCGCUCGUCCGCAGCCCGGCCUUUGUGCGCGAGGAGUGGGACACCUACUUCAGCGGCGGCCGCGACGCGCCGAUUGUGGGUGGGUGGAGGGGGGUCAUCUGGGGCAGCUAUGCGACUGUUGAUCCCCGCGCGGCGUACGAGUUCUUUGCCGGGGACGGGUUUGAUCCCGCGUGGUUGGAUGGGGGCGCCAGUUUGACGUGGUAUUUGUGUUAUGCUGCUGGUGAGUUGCUCUUCUUCGUCUUCUCCCUUGCUCUGUUUGUUGCUUGUGAGGAUUUUGUGUGUGCGUAUGGGAUUAUGCUGACGCGGAUGGCUGGUAGCUUUGGGCGGGCUUUAAUAGGUUGUUUUUUUGCGGGUUGGAUGGGUUAUUCGUCGUGA
This is a messenger RNA of Chaetomium fimeti, 2751 nucleotides long. RefSeq names its product glycoside hydrolase family 81 protein. The transcript has 4 exons. Gene Ontology annotation, cellular component: cell surface. The record is from RefSeq and is a predicted model, not a curated record. Gene Ontology annotation, molecular function: glucan endo-1,3-beta-D-glucosidase activity; endo-1,3(4)-beta-glucanase activity. Bases 1 to 2751 code for a protein of 916 amino acids. Lineage: Eukaryota; Fungi; Ascomycota; Sordariomycetes; Sordariales; Chaetomiaceae.